GUGCUGUGAAUAGCUGACACUCCCAGCUUGUGGUCACCUUCAACAUUCAUACAACCGGUUUUUUUUCUGUUAAAACAUCCGAGACCCUUUCUUUGAAACGGGUUUAGGAUUAAGCUUGUGGAAGCCUGAGGGAGUGUUCCCCCUCCCUCCCUGGGUUUAUGGUUCCUAUUCAGAGUACACUGUAGCAGGCGCAGUCUGAGAGGUGAAGUUCCAGUUCCGCCUGGUCGCCGCUGGCUGGCUCUCGGAGCGUCCAGGGCAUAAAUGGGAGUCUUUUACUCAGAGCCAAUUUGCCAAGCUGCUUAUGAAAACAACUUUGAAGAGCUGAGGAAGCUGCUGCAGGAAAACAGAGAUGUGAAUACACAAGAUGACUGUUGUGGAGAUACUCCCCUCAUCGCUGCAUGUCGAGCUGGCCGUGUUGAAAUGGUGCAGUAUCUUUUAAGAAAAGCAGCCAAUGUCAAUAUCAAAAACAAGGAACGAACAUGUUUACAUUAUGCUGUCAAGAGGAAGUUCUCCUUUCUGGAUUAUUUGCUGAUCAUUAUCUUGAUGCCUGUCCUGCUUUUGGGCUACAUUAUAAUGGAAUCAAAGAAGAGUCGGAAUGAAGCAUUGAUCAAGAUGUUGUUGAAUGCUAAAGUGGAUAUAAAUGCAACUGAUAAUAAAGGUAAUUCAGCGCUUCAUUAUGCCUGUCAAAUGAAGAGUAAAAGGAUUGUAUCUAUUCUUGCUCGAGCAAAUGCAGAUACAUCUAUUGCUAAUAAGAAUGGUGAAACACCUCUGGAUAUUGCCACACGCCUAAAGUUUCCACAGAUUGUUGCUAUGCUACAGAAGGAAUCAUAAUGUUCUGGAAUUGAUGUAUGCUUAUUUGUAUGUUGCAAAUAAAUGAUGCUUUAAUAUA
Molecule: messenger RNA, 889 nt
Organism: Hemiscyllium ocellatum (epaulette shark)
Lineage: Eukaryota; Metazoa; Chordata; Chondrichthyes; Orectolobiformes; Hemiscylliidae
Gene: ankrd22
Product: ankyrin repeat domain 22
Exons: 6
Coding region: 262-831 (189 amino acids)
Molecular function (GO): protein binding
Source: RefSeq, a predicted model, not a curated record